AUGGAAGCUCUUGAUGAACUUCAAAAACUCGAAUACCUUUCUUUAGUUUCAAAAAUUACAAGCGAACUGCUUAAUCACACCGGGAUAAAUGAUAAAACUUUAGCCGAAUUUGUGAUUAAUUUACACGAACAGCAUCGAACAUUACCAGAGUUUAAAAAGGCUUUGACUGAUGCCGGAGCAGAGUUUCCAGAAUCUUUUAUUAAUACUUUGGAUCGGCUGAUCCAAAAAAUGAAUCCCAAAUAUAAGACAAAAGGGAAAAUAAAAGAAGUAAGCAGUGAUGAAGAAGACAAUAAUCUUGGCUAUGAUCCCGAUGAAAAAGCAAAAAUAUUUCCAGGAUUAGCCAUGCCAGAUGAUCCAGAUUGGCAUGAAAAAAAUGAAAAAGACACUAAGAUAGCAAUUGAUACUAUGGUGCAAUUGGAAGACUUAGAAAUAGGAGUAAUUCACGAUCCUCUAAGCGGAGACGAUCCAGAUCAAAUAGUCCACCUUAUCGUAGGAGGCGUAGUAGAAGCCAUAGAAGAACUGGAUGAAAAGCCAGUGCUUUAUAAGAUAUAUAAUGGCAGGAUAACUAAUUUAAGAGAUUUUGGCGCAUUUGUUAGUUUGGAAGGUGUCAAAGGUCGGGUAGAAGGUAUGGUACAUGUAAGUAUGCUGUUAGCUGGAUCUAGAAUUUCACAUCCGUCGGAGGUAGUCAACCGUAAUCAAACUGUUAAAGUGAAAGUUAUGUCUGUAGCUGCAUCGCGAAUAAGUUUAUCUAUGAAGGACGUAGAUCAAAAUACCGGUGAAGAUUUGUCACCUCAUUUGCGUAUAAAGACUGAAGAGGAGCUUGAAGCUGAAGCCUUACAUAAUCCAGAACGUCCAUACUCCUUUGGAAAAGUACCAGUUAUUGAAGACAAUGAUGGUCCCAAUAAUCUUAAACGUCCAACUUCACCAGAACGUUGGGAACUUAAACAACUUGUUGCUUCUGGUGUGCUACGUGCUUCAGAAAUGCCUGAUUAUGAUGAGGAACAAGGAUUUAUCGAAAACAUGGAAACAGAAGAAGAAUUGGAUAUUGAAAUUAUGGAAGACGAACCACCGUUUUUGAGAGGACAAACCAAACACACAGUUCAGCUAAGUCCUAUUAAGGUUGUUAAAGCACCUGAUGGUACAUUGAACCGUGCUGCUCUAGCAGGGGCUUCUUUAGCCAAAGAACGUCGAGAGUUAAGGCAACAACAAGCGAAUGCCGAAUUAGAUUCAGUUCCAAAGGAUAUUAAUAUUCCUUGGCUAGAUCCUUUACCAGAACCUGGAGAACGUCAUUUUGCACAAGACUUAAGGGGAAUUGCAGCAGGUCGUAAAGCUGGUGAAGUCCCCGAAUGGAAAAAAGAAACCUUUAAUAAAGCGACCAGUUUCGGUAAGGUUACUUCAUUGUCUAUUCAAGAACAAAGACAAAGUUUACCGAUUUAUCAAAUGCGGAAUAUGUUAAUUAAGGCCAUAUCAGAACAUCAACAACUUAUUAUUGUUGGCGAUACCGGGUCUGGCAAGACUACGCAAAUGACACAAUAUCUCGCUGAAGAAGGAUUUGCAAAUCAUGGAAAAAUUGGGUGCACACAACCUCGUCGUGUUGCUGCUAUGUCAGUUGCAAAACGCGUAGCCGAAGAAGUGGGUUGUCGUUUAGGAGAAGAAGUUGGAUAUACUAUUCGUUUUGAAGAUUGUACUAGCCUUAGUACUAAAAUUAAAUACAUGACGGACGGUAUGUUGUUGAGAGAAUGUUUAUUAGACCCCGAUUUAAGACAAUAUUCAGUAAUUAUUCUUGAUGAGGCGCACGAAAGAACGAUAUACACCGAUGUGCUGUUCGGACUACUUAAAAAAACUCUCAAGAGACGUCCGGAGCUUAGAGUAAUUGUUACCUCUGCAACAUUGAAUGCAGAAAAAUUUUCAAAGUAUUUCUUUGAUUGUCCUAUCUUUAGUAUUCCAGGUCGUAAAUUUCCUGUCGAGGUUCUUUAUACCAAAGAACCUGAAUCUGACUAUUUGGAUGCUGCGUUGAUUACCGUUAUGCAAAUCCACCUUUCUGAACCACCGGGUGAUGUCUUGCUUUUCUUAACUGGUCAGGAGGAAAUCGAUACAGCAUGUGAAAUUCUAUAUGAGCGUAUGAAAGCUCUUGGGCCACAAGUACCCGAUUUAGUUAUCUUGCCAGUUUAUUCUGCAUUGCCUAGUGAAAUGCAAUCACGUAUUUUUGAACCAGCUCCUCCAGGUAGUCGAAAAGUGGUUAUUGCAACAAAUAUAGCAGAAACCUCGAUCACGAUAGAUGGUAUAUAUUAUGUUGUGGAUCCUGGAUUCGUAAAGCAGAAUGCUUAUGAUGCCAAAGUGGGAAUGGAUUCUUUGAUUGUCACACCUAUUUCUCAAGCGCAGGCACGUCAACGUUCGGGUCGUGCUGGUCGUACAGGACCUGGAAAAUGUUAUAGACUUUAUACUGAAGCAGCUUAUCGUAAUGAAAUGCUUCCAAAUCCUGUACCUGAAAUUCAGCGUACAAAUCUUGCAAAUACUGUAUUGACUCUUAAAGCCAUGGGAAUAAAUGAUCUUUUGCAUUUUGACUUUAUGGAUCCUCCACCUGUUCAAACUCUUCUUACAGCAUUAGAACAAUUGUAUGCACUAUCAGCUUUGGAUGAUGAGGGCCUUUUAACAAGAUUAGGACGUAAAAUGGCUGAAUUUCCUUUAGACCCCCCAUUAGCGAAGAUGUUGAUACAUUCAGUUGAUCUUGGUUGUUCUGAAGAAAUUCUUACCAUAGUAGCAAUGCUUUCUGUCCAAAAUGUUUUUUAUCGUCCAAAAGAGAAACAAGCAGCUGCUGAUCAAAAGAAAGCAAAAUUUCAUCAACCUGAGGGAGAUCAUUUAACUCUUCUGACAGUAUAUAAUGCUUGGAAAGCUAGUAAAUUUUCCAAUGCAUGGUGUUUCGAAAAUUUUAUUCAAGGAAGAAGUAUGAAAAGAUGUCAAGAUAUUCGCAAACAAUUGUUGGGUAUUAUGGACCGUUAUAAACAAGAUAUUAUUUCAUGUGGUAGAAAUUAUGACAAAGUUCGUAGAGCUAUUUGUGGAGGUUUCUUCCGUCAUGCAGCCAAGAAAGAUCCUCAAGAAGGUUAUAAAACAUUAGUAGAAGGUACUCCAGUAUAUAUUCAUCCAUCAAGUGCUUUGUUCAAUAAAGGUCCUGAAUGGGUUAUAUAUCACGAACUUGUGCUAACUACAAAAGAAUAUAUGAGAGAAGUUACAGCAAUUGAACCAAAAUGGCUCACCGAAGCUGCGCCUACAUUCUUUAAGGUUGCUGAUGCUAAUACGAUCAGUAAGCGCAAGAGAGGCGAAAAGAUUCAGCCUUUAUACAAUAAAUACGAAAAACCAAACGAAUGGCGCCUAAGUCGUGUCAAGAGACAUCAAAGAGUUUCACAAACUUUCGGCAUCCUAAUUUGGAAAUCCGUCGUCGGAAAAAUGGUACUAAAUGAGAAACUUGGUACUAUUUAA
This is a messenger RNA of Funneliformis mosseae, 3477 nucleotides long. The record is from the annotation of a GenBank genome assembly. Lineage: Eukaryota; Fungi; Glomeromycota; Glomeromycetes; Glomerales; Glomeraceae.